Messenger RNA from Linum tenue, 1785 nucleotides. The record is from the annotation of a GenBank genome assembly. Lineage: Eukaryota; Viridiplantae; Streptophyta; Magnoliopsida; Malpighiales; Linaceae.
AAGAAACCGAAAUGGCCAAAAAGGCAAAAUCAUCAAUCAGAUUGAAUCGUUCUGAAUCGUGAUUCGUCCGUCCGCUACCUCUGACUUUUCGUCCUCGCGUUAUCAAUUGAAAGACAAAACCCAGCUCCGUUCUACAUCCUCUCGCCGUCGCCAUAACCGCAUCUCAACAGCCAUUCACCUCCCUCGGUCGCGAUCACGGGCCAGCUGCCCGUCUCUCGAAUUUUGACCCUCGCCGCCACCACCGGCUACCCCCCUAGGCGUUCCUCCGCGUAAAUACCGCCGGUCGAGCAACCGUUCCGUCCAUCCCGCUUCCCUCCAUCACAAGCCAGAACUUGAGUCUGAUCCUCCCAUCUAGUAAGGGUGCACCCUAUAUCUGCCAGCAGGAGGGUAUAAUUUGCUUGAGCUGAUUUCAAGGUUAUAUCACUUGCGAGAGAUGGACAAUGACAAUGAUUUCACCUUCUGCAAGGUAGCUUCAUCUGCUGAUGGAGAUGAUGCCAAGGCAAAGACUCUGGCGUCAGAGAUUGGCGGAAUAACAAUUGAAGAUGACAAGUCGACAAGAAUGAGUGACGAUAAGGGUAGUAGUGUUGUCUGGAAAGAUGGUGUCUCUUCUAAGGAGGAGAAAACUGCUGGAACAUUGUCUUUUACUGUCGUUGAUAAAUCAACACCACAACAGUCUAGUGAUUUAUCGCCACAGGUAGCAUCUGGAAAUGGUGACACUUCUGCUAAGAGUACGCAAAGACGGACUCCUGCUAGGAAGCCUGCAGUCCGAGCCAAGGUCCCUUUUGAAAUAGGGCAUAGCCAAAUGGAUUGGCUUAACCUAACUCGAACUCACCCCGAUCUUGCAGGAUUAAACGGACAAUCAAACAAGAGAUUGAUUUCCAUAGAUGAAGUUAAACAACACCGGGCAGAAGGUUCAAUGUGGACUGUGCUGAAAGGUCGUGUGUACAAUUUGUCCCCAUACAUGAAGUUUCAUCCGGGAGGUGUUGAUAUGUUGAUGAAGGCAGUUGGCAAGGACUGUACAUCACUAUUCAGUAUCCUUUUCCAGUUUAUACUCAUUUUAGUUUCAUUAAUUUGUCCAAAAUUACAGAUGAAAGAGAGUUGGUUUUGCAUAUUCAAUUUGCAAUCCUUAUUGCUUCAUUACCAGACAAAUACCACGCUUGGGUGAACGCAGAAUUCUUGAUGGAGAAAUGUCUGGUUGGGAUUUUAGAUGACAGUAAGUGAAGAUCAAAUUGUUCCAUUUGUUUCGACUUCUAGCUUUUCUUCUCAUUUACUUCACCCCAUUAUACGUUGUAUGCAUGAAAUAAGCUUAAUUGUUGUAACUUAGCUUCCAAAUAUGCUCCAGAAGAUGCAAAAUGUUGUGACAGAGAGUUGGAUUAGCAUCUCUUUCUGUAGUACCUUUAUCAUCUCAAGUCUCAACAUUGCUGAAGAAUGGAGCAGAGAAUCUUACAUAUGUUGUUCAUAGGCUAUCAGGCCUCAGCGAUACAUUGUCGCUCUGCUUAGAUUGCUUUUCGUGUCAAUCCUCUUUCUGAUUUUCCUGGUAUCUCUAGUAACGUACUAAUGUUCAAGAUUUCUUGGCAAUAUUAGUUGAAUUGCCGUGAUAUGUACAAACUUACUAAAGGUCAUCUGUGGUUGCUUGAUAGAUUUUUAUCGAUGGAUUUUGAACUCAUCUAGGUUGUAGAUUUUCUGUAAUGAUUGAGUUCAAAAUGUACUAUGAAUGGAUUGUUUCAAAUUACACUCAUGUAAAAACUCUCAAUUACACUCAUAAAGACAACCUUAUAUUAUGUG